Molecule: messenger RNA, 1871 nt
Organism: Drosophila yakuba
Lineage: Eukaryota; Metazoa; Arthropoda; Insecta; Diptera; Drosophilidae
Gene: Adgf-A2
Product: adenosine deaminase 2
Exons: 3
Coding region: 103-1788 (561 amino acids)
Biological process (GO): adenosine catabolic process; inosine biosynthetic process
Molecular function (GO): adenosine deaminase activity
Source: RefSeq, a predicted model, not a curated record
UGUCAAGUAACAAAAUGUUUUGAAAGGCAUUUUCGGGCACAAAAUUAAAAAAAACAUUGCUUCGAAUCUCAAAAUUAUUGGAUAUUUUUUAAAAGAGGGGCCAUGGAGAAUGUGGAGCUUCAGGAUGUCCAAGCGUUAAGGGUCACUCCGCAGCCAGCAACGAGAAUGAUCCGCAUGGAACUCGACGAGGAGGAGAAUCGCCGGCACAUGGCGACCAGUAAAUAUGGUGGCGUCUGCUUCCACGUGGGCAUAGCUGUCAUGCUCUGUUUGAUGUUGGUGGUGCUGAUUUGUUCGGCUCCCUUUGCCGAGGACAUGGGCAAUCGCACGUCCGAGCAGCGGCACGCUCGAAUGAGGCAGAUUUACGUUGAAAGGGAGCGGCGGCAAAGACUUGGCAGCGGAAUGGCGCUGAGUCCGCUGGAGGAGGAGGCCAAUGAUCGGCUCAUGGCCAUCAGGCAGGUGGACGAGGAGGUUUAUAAUCUCUGGAAGAACUACCACGCUCAGCCACCGCCGUUUCUGAAACAUGCCAACAUCAUCGAUACGAAUCUCUAUGCGGCACUUAAGAGCAUGCCCAAAGGCGGACUCCUUCACGUUCACGAUUCGGGAAUGCUGAGAACGGACAUCCUAAUCGAUUUGAUAUACCGCGAUAACCUGUGGGUCUGCGUGAACGUGGAGCAGGGCUUCGAGGACUUCCGAUUCUCCAGGUACUAUCCACACAUUCCGCCCGCCGAGGACUACCAAUGCAAUUGGAUGCUGAUGAGCAACUUCUUCCAGUUCGAGUCACGGUCUGACUUCGAGAACAGGUUGAGGAAAAUCCUCAGUGUCCGGCCGGAGGGGUAUAAGAGUUCCUCUGAGUUGGCACGACACUUGAGACGCCACCAACGCAUCAUCCACGGACUGGUCACAUUCCGGCCGAUCUGGAGUGAAUUUAUAUUCAGCAUGUUGAGCGAUUUCUACGCCGACGGGGUGCAGUAUGUGGAGCUGCGUUCCUCGCUGCCAAUCAUGUACGAUCUGGAUGGCAAUAACUCUACUAUUUUGGAAACGGCGCAGGCCUUAGUUUCAGUAUCGAAUAUUUUUAGGGACAGCUUCAAAGAUUUCAUCGGAGUCAAGCUGAUCUACGCUCCUUCUAGGGACUUAAAUGACAGUCGCAUGGAUGAGUAUUUGGAAAAUGCCCGUCUGCUUAAGUUGCAUUAUCCGAAUUUCUUAGCUGGCUUUGAUCUAAACACCUUCGGUGACGAGUGCAACUUACCGCUUUUGGAAAAUGCUACUCAACUGUUAAGGAUCGGCAAGAAUAUGGACUUCUAUUUCCAUGCGGGAGAGUCUCGAUGUCCGGAUAGCUCCCGCCCGGAUGCGAAUCUUUUGGAGGCAUUAUUGUUGCAAAGUAAACGCAUUGGGAAUGCCGUGAAUCUACCCUUUCAUCCGGAGAUUAUGAAGGCCAUGAAAAGGCUUAGCAUGGCCGUGGAGAUCUGUCCCCUGUCCAACCAUUAUCUGCAAUACUUCAACGAUUUCCGCCAACAUCCGGCGGCGUAUCUGAUUGCCGCCGGCUUUCCAAUUGUAAUUGGGUCGGACUAUCCGUGUUUCUGGAACUCCGCCCCUCUCACCGACGACUUCUAUGUGGCCUUCGUGGGCGUGGUCAGUGGGUGGGGCAAUUUGCGCCUCAUCAAGCAGCUUGCCCUCAACUCGUUUCUGUUUAGCUCCCUCAGCGAAAAGGAGCGGAAUGUGGCCGUAUCCAAGUGGCAAUGCAACUGGAACCGAUGGCUCAGAAGCUUUGUCAACAGUAGUGGAUACUAAUAAGUAAUAAUUGUCGAAUCGAGAACAAAAAUUGUAUAAAAGAAAAUUUAUAGGUGAAAAAAGCUGUUAGCUAAUACAUUUUA